CAACCAGUGCGUUGUCGCCGUGCGUUGCACUCCUGAAAAAAAAAAAAAAUCAUAUAGUUUGAACUUUUUCUGACAGCCCAGCCUGCGUCAGCUUUAGAACUGUAACGAAGUUAGUUCAUUCGCUCAUGUCAUUUAUAUAAAUGGGAACGCAUCGUCAGCAUGUAAAGUCCUGUUAAAGUGACGGGAGGAGAAACUGAGGCUGAAGUUAACGAACUCUAAGGGCUGCAGAAGUUGGUAGCGCUAAGCUAACCUUCACCUCAAGCGACAGGAGCUCGGUUGGGCAGAGAAAACGUGUUUUUCAAGGAAACUGUUACAGCAAAAUCUGACCCAAAGGCCAACAUGUCAGAGAAGAGUGUUUGUAAUCCAGCCUGUGAUGACGGAGAAGUUACAGAGAGAGAACAGGAAGAAGUCCUCGUUCUUGAGACUGAAUUGUUGUCUGGCACUGAUUCAGAUAUCAGAGUGCAAACAGAUGACAGUGCCUACUACGUCACAUGGGCAGUUUACAUAGCUCUAGCUGUUCCAGAAGGGGAAGUCGAUGCUCCUGAAGAGUCUGAGAAAGCAAAAAAAAUAAAGAAUGUGUCAGGAAAAGUCCACAAGUCUCUGAGCUGCUAUCAUAUUGAAUACAAAUUGUUGCCAGGUGAUACUAAGACAGUUAAAGUGGACAUGCUGUUCUUUGGGCCAGUAGCAAAAAUAUACAGAGAAGACAAAUGCAAGAUUCUAAGAACAUGGCUUGAGGGGGAUCGGAUUUGGGUUGGCUGGGCCCAGAAGUUUAACAUCAGAGUCAGCAGGGAUGUGCUGAUCGGUCUACUUCCUGAGAAGAUCAGGCUUCAGAUAUGGAACACUAAGGAUAAAUUGUGCAGCCAAGCCCGCUAUGAAAGACUCAGAGCCAUCAGACUGUCACAGGAGCUGUCUGAACAUGAGACAGAGUGUGGUUUUAUUGAGACGAUGGUGAACAACAUGAGGAGCCUAUGUGAAAAGAAGCCAAAUACAUCUAAAUGGCACAAAAGGGAUAUUUUCAUGGGAUCAGAAACAGGUUUUGAAAAAACCACAAGUGAUGCUCAUGACCUUGAGGACAUGAAAAAAUGUGGCACUGCAUCAUUUGAAAUCAGUCCUGUUUGUUUGUUGGCAGGUGAGACCUCACUAACUGAGAACUUUCCAGUCUGUUCUUAUGGGUUAUUUGAAGUCAUGUUCAACAUUUCUCUGGAUGAACCAUUGAUGUCAGACCAGCUGAAGGCUGAACUCAAUCCACUGGUCAUCACAAUUUUGUCAGCCUCUUCACUGCCUUCGUCUCCAAUCCCCUUUCAUGUUCUACAGGAGAAAUGCAUGCCGGUGUAUUGCCAGUAUAAGUUCCAUAAUUUGAAUGUACACAGGACAAAGUAUCACAAGCAAGAUGCAAGCAUCCACUUCAGAGAUGUGAAUGUAAUCUUGACUGGUUUGAUAAGUCCGAAAGAACUGUAUGAGUUCCUGUCUGGCCCACCUCUGGAGAUUGAAGUUCAUGAUCGUGACAGAAAAUUGGAAGAAACACUGAAAACGCCAAAACUUGGAACUGUGUCAGAGGAUGAUAUCCAGUGCAGGGGAUCAGUAUUACAGCAGAAGACAGUGGCCAUUAAUACUCAUGGGAUUGCAAAACUAAAUCUCUCGGAGCUACUAGUGGGGAAGAAAAGUCUGAAGGUGUGCUUGCCAAUUAAAUGCAGCCCUUUGCCUACCCCACUGGACAGGGAGCGAACCCCAAAUAAGAGGAGGAUGUCAGCGAUGCCAAUGCCACAAGGCCAUUAUUAUGCUGCCAACUCUGAACUCAAAGUCAAAGUUGAGAUAACUUGCCCGCUCAGUGUCCAGAAUGACAGUUGUGAUGCAGAAUCCUGUAAGGGUCAAUUUGGGCGCAUCAUCUACCUCUUUGGAUACAGCAACUCCUCUGUGAUGACCAAGCUGAAGUCAGAGAUCCUACAAAUCAAUGCAGCAGCUUUCCAUCUGGGCUCACGCUCACUGGAAAAUGUAGAGACAGCCCUGUCAAAUUACCUAAUGAAUUUCAAGCCCAAUGAGACCAAGGAUCUGGAUUUCGUUUCAGGGUUUCAUGUGAUAGAUAAGAAGACACACAUCUUUGUUCUUGAAGGGCUUAAACAAAAAGCAGUGAAGAGACUUUGGCAAGCCAUUCCUAUGAAACUAAGUGGGAGUGAGGAGGAGCAGGUGAUAGUCCUCUAUAAUUCAAACCUGGCUUUCUUCAGACGCAUCUAUGAUUCCCUAGAUGUGAGCCUGAGUCCUGUCUGCCUGAGUCAGUCACUGGAGGCCAUCAUGAAAAAGUCUCAGAUCUACAUUAGAGGCACGAUCCCCCAACCCUGUUUUCAGGCUUUGUCAAGGUUAAGCCAGCUUUGUCAAGUAAAGCAGUUUAAAGAGGUGGUGGAGUACAACCUCUUCCCCUCAGCUGACAUGAUUCUCAGCCUGAGCAGCGUAUUUGGCUCAUACACUGACCAGCAGGAGCAGAAAGUCGUGGCAAAUGCUGAAGGGGACAUUCCCACUCCGCCUGUCAGGAUGAAAAAUCACGGGCCGAUCAGCGCACAUAACACAGAGUACAUCAAAUGGAAAAAGAACAGGCAGCAAAAGUUGAAAGACUUCAUUCAGGAAAAUAUUAAAAAGGUGCGAGAGCAAAGUGAGCAGUUGCAGAAGCCAGAGGCUGCAGUGUUACGGAUAGAUGAGACUGUAGGUAGACCAGCACACAACUACAGCAUCCAGACCUUCAACUCAAACCAGCAAGCUAAGGAACUGCUCUGCAAAGAGAUGGCCAAGGUGCCUGGGCGCAGGUUUACCUACAGUCAACAGUAUAACAGUGCAACGGUGGAACCGGGAGACGCUCCAUCUAAAACCAACUCCAGAGCUUCUUCUGCCUCUACAUUUUGGAAUACUAGUAUGAGCACGUCCAAAGUGCACCCUGGUCAUCCAGAUGAAGCUCGUGUGGAAGAGCUGAGGGAGCCAUGGAGGGAGAACAUCCUUCAUGCCAACAUACUGAAACCCAAACUUUCUCGAGACACAUGGGCCUGGAAUCUGCGCUAUGAGGACUUUGAGCGCUACAGGAAACCUCCGAGGUUCUUCAGCAACUCUCCUGUGACCAUUUACCUGGCUGGAGACCGUCUGCAGCAGGAGCAGCUCCAAGCAGCCAGAGCUCAGUACAGCCGCUGGAUGGAGAAGCUGCUUCCUGACGGCAGCAACAUCAAGCCAGCAGACAACAGCCCCGUCCAACAAUUCAAGUGUCACAUGAAAGGAAACCUGGAGAGAACUCAGGAUAUACUGAAAGAUCUGCCAAAGAAAUAUUCACUGAGGAAACCAGGCAUGAGGCUUAAGCCUUUACCUCAGCUGUCUGUGAUAAACGUUGCUGAUGACAAAGCAGAAGAAAUGGAGAGAGCACCUCUGGCUCCGGGCCCGUGCAUGGCCUGCAGCCUCGGAAGGAACGCCUUUCCCAGACACAGCUCUCAGUACAGCGAGUACCACUACAAUGGAUUCUGUGAGCAGCAUUCAUUCCUAUACAAGCGGAUUGCCCUGCCUCUAACAGACAAGGAGAGGAACGUCUUCAGAUUUCAAAAGUAGGCAUCAAACAUGAGGAAACAUGGAUCAGCUGUUCAGGAAAAAAA
Molecule: messenger RNA, 3620 nt
Organism: Archocentrus centrarchus (flier cichlid)
Lineage: Eukaryota; Metazoa; Chordata; Actinopteri; Cichliformes; Cichlidae
Gene: cfap92
Product: cilia and flagella associated protein 92 (putative)
Exons: 16
Coding region: 340-3576 (1078 amino acids)
Source: RefSeq, a predicted model, not a curated record